AUGUCGGCAGAAGAAGUUAAGAAUCUGUAUUUUGAGCACUUGACUGAGUACCAGGUCGCGCACAAGAAGUCACUCAAAAGCGUCAAAGCGGUUGGAGAAGCCGUACGUCAGUGGGCAGGCUUGCUACAGUACCCCACGGAGUUGGAGAUACCCAGCAACGGCGUGCAGGCGAUCCCCCAGCUGCCCGUAUUCGACGACGGGCUACUGUGUCAACUCAAACCAGAGACAUGCCAACUAGUAUUCCGCAGCCCAAAGACGCUGAAAGAACAUUGGCGUACGACACAUGGGUGGUCAGCUGGAAAGAAAUGCGGACGCCCCAGCCGGACCCAGGCAAAGACGUUACAGGCCCAGCUCAAAGAUGGCUGCAAGCGUGUAUACUGCCAACGACUGUUCGGCAGUCGGCACAGAUCGCAAUACUUUGAGGUGUGUCACAACCCAGACAGCGGUCUGCAACCCGUCCCUGUUGAGGGCGAGGCGGCGUGGGCGCGCGUGGGCGAGGAGAUGGCCAAGACGUGGGCCAACGUCGAGGACCGAGCGAAGACAACGAUCAAAGACGGGGAGAAGGACGAGGCGGCUCCAUGGCUGGAGCGGACUGGGUGGCUGCUGUACUUGAACAAACUGGAUCGUUCUGAAUUGCUGGCGAGCAUCGAGGAGCCCAACAUAGACCCAGAGAAAGAUGAGGAGCCUGUCGAGGCUGCGAUUUGGAGCGCGAUGGAUGGACUGGCCCGCGUGAGCCAGACGUCGGUCAUCAAGCGGACAGGCAUAUUCGUGCGCAUGGAGGCCAUUCGUACGGAGAAGCACCAGACUAGGUACACGCCGCUGCAGGCGUACAUGGACGACAAGUCGAUCAAAGAGCGGUCACGCCCGUGGAAGCAGAUACUGAUGUUUUUCGCACGGACGCAGAGGGAGCACCGUUGGAACAGCCCCAAGUACCGCUUCACACAGCAGCAGCGCGAGGCGUGGGAGGCAUUGAUGGAGCAGGCAGAGAGAGACGUAGGCGGGGCAGAUAUGGAGAUAGCGGACGGGGACCAGGACGAGGACAGGGAGGAAGAGGAGGACGAGAUGAUGAUCAAUGAGCUUGACGACGAGCAGAACACGUCCAAAUGCGAAAAUGAGCCUGAGCACGCGAAGCUGAGACUGAUCGAAAAAGCGUGCUUGGACUUUUGCAUCGCGCUGCUCCAACAGACCAUCCGCCGCAAGGAGUACGACUGCGCGUUGGUGUGCGCGUUGGCUGUGCUCGGCGUCAAAGAGGACGGCUGGAAGGGCCCUGAGCUGUACCCGCCAAUCUUGUCGUCCGUGAUCAAAAUCAGCCGUUUCAUGGUCGUGCAGCACGCACUGGAGCUGUCCGAGCCGUUUGAAGAGCAGGCGUUCGACGACAACAGCGCGUACGGGGGGAGCGAUAGCGGCAGCAGUUCCCCCAGUCAGCGUCAACCAAAAGGCUGCUUGGAGUUCGUGCAGCAGAUGAUGGACAGAUUCAUGGUGCGAGGGAGCCACAGCCCGAUGCAAUGGAUGCUCGACUUGCGCACGUACGGGCUGAAGGUGCACUACAACACCACGUCGCGCGGCCACGUCGAGUGGAUGGGGAAGGAUGAGCUGCUGUACAAGAACUUGCACUUCACUAUGGCCCAGUUCCGCGGCAUGGUGCACGGUAUGCAGGCUGAGGCCAAGCGAAUACUGGUGGAGGAGCUGCUGUUUUGCGGCGAGCAGACAGCAGGUCAAGUGCCCCAGAUUCCAUGGGAGCAGCUGCGCGACAACCCGACUGAUGAGCGGCUAGGGUGGAACUUUUUGAAGGACCACCGCACGCGCAUGCCUGUAGAUGGGGAGAAGUGGCUGUUUGAGCGCGUAGGCCAGGACGCCAGCGUUAGGGAAAGGUUCAUCAAGCCAGGAACCCGUUCAGGCAUCAACUAG
Didymella exigua CBS 183.55 is the source of this 1908-nucleotide messenger RNA. RefSeq lists its product as uncharacterized. The coding region runs from base 1 to 1908 and encodes 635 amino acids. The record is from RefSeq and is a predicted model, not a curated record. NCBI's taxonomy places the organism in Eukaryota, Fungi, Ascomycota, Dothideomycetes, Pleosporales, Didymellaceae. The transcript has 2 exons.